CGAUGACCUCCGAUACCACCGCAAUCGCUUUGCAGCGUUUCAUCGCGUGAACAUGUCCAUACACGUAUCUCACAUCCGAACUUCCGUUUUCCGGACUUCCGUUGAGUGUGGUAGAGGUCCUAACGCACGUCCAUAAAAGCCUGGUACUAUGUUGUCUCUACUACGCUCAAAGUCCAGAACAAACUCGACAACGUCUGCCCAGUACUGUAUAAAAUGGCAAUACUCUCACCUGAAACCAUUGCUGAAAAUGGGCUUGUAAAGAAUUCAAGCGGCACAAAUACACGCGAACAAGACGCUCAGCUCUUACAUACCGUUGACUCGAUCAUGAAGGGCAGGUUCUCUUGUCGAUACUUCCUACCGAAACCUGUUUCCCGUCGGGUCCUAGAAGAAGUACUAGACGUUGCAAGAUUUGCCCCAUCAGGAAAUAAUACGCAGCCCUGGGAAAAGGUUUAUUGUAUAUCGGGCGAAGAAUUGAAGACCCUCGGCGAAGCUAUGGUUAAUGCGAGUCGAGAAAAACCCAACCUAUACUCCAGCCAGUAUCAAUAUUACCCGGCAAUCUCGCCGGCGCACUACUUUACCAAGCGCCGUCAAGAAGCUGGUGCAGUCCUCUAUGGCUCGAUGGGCAUCGCACGAGAGGAUGCAGAGGGCCGGGAGAAAGCUUCGAGCAGAAAUUACAAUUUUUACGAUGCGCCCGUCGCGCUCGUGUUCACUAUUCACAAGGAUCUCACUCAAGGAUCUUGGCUGGACGUUGGAUACUUCAUUCAAAGUAUUACUGUUGCUGCACGUACUCGUGGCCUUGAAACCGUCUCUCAAGAAAGUGUCUCAAAGUAUCACUCCGUUAUGAGAAAAUAUCUCCCCAUUGCCGAACACGAGAUCGUCGCUGUAGGGAUGUCUAUGGGCUACCCAGACCUCGAAAAAGUGGCCCAGUUUCCCGCACGCCAACCGAAACGAGAGCUGUCUGAUAUCGUUGAGUUCCAUGGAUUAUAGAUUCCGUAUCUGUCGAGUUUUAUGUGUCGAUUUCUUCUUACGAGGAAGCCGUUGUCGCACUCAAAUAUAGUUCCCGUCUGUCCGUCCCCAAACCUCUUCAUUAUAUGAGCGGCUUAAACAAAGUGAUAUUAGGACCAGUCCAACCGUUGACGCGCCAACUCCAUGAAGUCGAAACAUCCAUGCCUCCUGUAUACUUACAAUUUCUGGC
Messenger RNA from Marasmius oreades (fairy-ring Marasmius), 1195 nucleotides. RefSeq lists its product as uncharacterized. The transcript is spliced from 6 exons. The record is from RefSeq and is a predicted model, not a curated record. Lineage: Eukaryota; Fungi; Basidiomycota; Agaricomycetes; Agaricales; Marasmiaceae. Gene Ontology annotation, molecular function: oxidoreductase activity. The coding region runs from base 214 to 987 and encodes 257 amino acids.